Molecule: messenger RNA, 4167 nt
Organism: Sarcophilus harrisii (Tasmanian devil)
Lineage: Eukaryota; Metazoa; Chordata; Mammalia; Dasyuromorphia; Dasyuridae
Gene: KLHDC10
Product: kelch domain containing 10
Exons: 10
Coding region: 99-1421 (440 amino acids)
Biological process (GO): positive regulation of stress-activated MAPK cascade
Molecular function (GO): protein binding
Source: RefSeq, a predicted model, not a curated record
CGGAGAAGGAGCCCAGGAAGGUUUACUCCUCACCGGCUCUGCCGGCUGGGGAGCGGCCGGGACGGAGCUGCGCCGUUCGCGGGAGGAAACAACGAGUCAUGUCGGCGGCCCAAGGUUGGGACGGAAACCGCCGACGAGGAGGGGGCACCGCGGGGGCUGGAGGCGGCGGCGGCGGCGGCGGCGGCGGCGGGGGUGGGGGCCGUGGAGCGGGGCUGCUCAACCGCUUCGUGAAGCUUUGCGGGCCGCUGCACCUGUCAGGUAAGAAGAAAAUACGAUGGGACGCUGUUAGGAGAUGCUUCAUUCAGUCCUGUCCCAUCCUAAGGAUCCCUAAAAGGUUUUUGAGAGGUCACAGAGCUCCACCGGCACGGAGUGGACAUCGGUGUGUGGCAGAUAAUACCAACCUGUAUGUAUUUGGAGGUUAUAACCCGGAUUAUGAUGAGUCAGGAGGGCCAGAGAAUGAAGAUUAUCCUCUCUUCAGGGAGCUUUGGAGGUACCACUUUGCUACAGGACUAUGGCAUCAAAUGAGCACAGAAGGUUACAUGCCCAGAGAGCUGGCAUCUAUGUCACUUGUGUUGCAUGGAAAUAACUUGUUGGUGUUUGGAGGUACUGGCAUUCCCUUUGGUGAGAGCAAUGGCAAUGAUGUCCAUGUCUGCAAUGUGAAAUACAAACGGUGGGCCUUGCUCAGUUGUAGAGGGAAGAAGCCCAAUCGGAUUUAUGGACAGGCAAUGGCUAUUAUAAAUGGCUUCCUCUAUGUCUUUGGAGGAACAACUGGCUAUGUUUACAGUACAGACCUACAUCGGUUAGACCUGAAUACCCGGGAAUGGAUACAGCUAAAACCAAACAACCUAGCUUGUGAUCUGCCAGAAGAGAGGUAUAGACAUGAAAUUGCACACGAUGGGCAAAGGAUAUACAUCUUGGGAGGUGGGACUUCCUGGACAGCUUACCCCUUAAAUAAGAUCCACGCAUACAAUCUUGAAACGAAUACAUGGGAGGAAAUUGCAACAAGACCCCAUGAAAAAAUAGGUUUCCCUGCAGCCAGAAGAUGUCACAGUUGUGUACAAAUAAAAAAUGAUGUAUUUGUUUGUGGUGGUUAUAAUGGAGAAGUGAUUUUGGGAGAUGUCUGGAAAUUGAAUCUGCAAACUUUCCAGUGGGUAAAGCUUCCAGCUGUUAUGCCUGAGCCAGUUUAUUUCCACUGUGCAGCUGUUACACCGGCUGGUUGCAUGUACAUUCAUGGAGGAGUGGUGAACAUCCAUGAAAAUAAACGGACUGGGUCAUUAUUUAAGAUGUGGCUGGUGGUACCCAGCCUUCUGGAACUGUCAUGGGAGAAACUGCUUGGGGCCUUCCCUCACUUAGUAAAUCUCUCCCGGACACAACUUCUGCACCUUGGACUCACACAGGGACUCAUUGAGCGGUUGAAAUGAGGGUUUCUGGACUAUUCAUUCACCAUGGAAAUACUAAUUUAAAAGAGACUUCUUUUUCUAUUUAUGGGCAGCGUAGAGUGUGCUACCAAGAGGAUUGAGUACCCUGAUCAAGGCCUUACUCAGAAAAUACAUCAGAUGCCUUUCUGUAAAUUUGUUUUUAAGUUUAUGGAAAUGUAUGAAUUUCCCCUAAAGAUGCUUCUCCCUCCCCUUUUUCCUUAAGUUCCCUCUUGCUGGGAAAUGGUGGGGGAGAGGAGAGAUGGAGUUAGAUUUCAGAAAAUCUCUUUAAAAUAUUAUGAAUCAAGAUACAAAUAUAGGCUUUUUUUUUCAGGAAAAUUCUGAACAUAUAGUCAGCAGUGUUAUGUGUAAUACAGGAGGCUAGUGCUCUCCUACUUUAAAACAUCAUCAUCAAAUCCCAGUAGUUCAGGAAAUAUGGGAAGGGUGCCUGUUGAGACCUGGUUUUCCCUAAUGCCUCAUUUUAAUAUAUUAUUUCUAAAGAGGUAUUUGAUUGAGUAGAUCUUCCUAACUACAGUAAUUUUUUGACAUGUUAGUCUAUAUAUAGACAGUCCAAAUACAUAUUUUGACUUUGAAUGGAAGGGUAACAAAUAGAUUGUUCACCUGUUUACCCCUUUGGGGGUUGGAAAAUAUUGGCUUAUCUAAAAACUUGUAUGUACAUUGUGGAUGUGGAAUAUGCUCUAUAUUGUUCUUGAAGACCAGGGUACCAAGAACAUUCCAGAUAAAAGGCACUAUGGGCCAGACAAAGCCAGAAUGACUUAAAAACACUGGAUUGCCUUCUCAGUGUUUGUUCUUCUAAGUGUCUCCUCUCUCUCAUCUCAUGGUGAAAUGUGGAUCUAAGCAAACUGCUUAAAAGUCAUAAUGUACUAUUAAGUAGAUCAUGAGGUCCAAGGUCCUGUAGUUUAAAAUGUAUAAGGAUAACCUUCAAGCUGUUUCCUUUUUGGAGACUUCAGACUUGGUCUUUCAUUUGAAAUGUGAGCUUUGACUUUCUUUCAUUUAAAACUUCUUCCAGGCCUCAGAAUUGGUGCCAUUUGCUAUUAGUAAGUAACCUGCUGCUUUUUAGGCUCUGGACUACAAGCCUCUUUUUUUCUCAGGCAAUAGGAUUUUCCCUCUAGAAAGCCAACUGGCAUUUGGUUGUUCCUUUAAAUAGUUUUGCUUUUUUUCUGUUCAUACAUAUUGUGCUUUGAGUCAUACAAUCCUAGUUGAGUUGGGAAAAGCCAAAAUCAGUAUGUUAAUCCAUUCUGGGAAACCAAGUGUCAUUUAAAAACCACCAUGGGGGAAGAAUGCAAUUGAAUGUCAUUUUCAUUUUUAUGUGGAACUUUUAGUCUUUUUUUUAAAUUUGGGGAAAUGACUUGAAUUUCUAAUUUGCUUUUUUGUCUAAUGUUUUAGAUAAUAAUUGGAUAGAUCAUAGUCAGGUGGACAUGUAGAUACAGAAUUAAUAAAGGUGCUUAAGAAAUACAGGAAAUGCAGACCAGGUUGUGGCACCUAGGUCUAAUGUAGAUUUGGGACAUGUUUUCCAUUUAAGUGCCUUUUUUUCCCUCCAAUUCUUAAAAAUAAUUUUAUCUUCACUUUAAAAACUGCUUGAGGAUGUAUGUAUUUUAAAAUAGUCUGAGUUAAAUUAAAAGCAUCUAAUAUCUAGGAAAAAGAGUAGAGAGCUUUGUGGAGUGUAGAACUGUAUACUGUUUUAACCCAUCUUUCAAGCCUUUUUGUAACAUCUCAUUUGGCUGUUGUGAAGACUUAGAUUUUUUUUUGUUGUUGUUCUGUAGUAGUUUGAGAUAUAACUGUUUGGGUUUUAAUUUUAGAGAUAUUAACCUUUUAAUGUAGGGUACCUAAAGGAAAGAGGCAACUAUAUAGUAGGUCUUGCCCUUUCCUAUGCUUUUCUACUAAUAGUUGCCUUUUAUAGUUUGUUAUUGUAGUCGCUUCAUUUAAAAGAACUGUUUCCCUGUCUUGGCUAGUCAGAUACAUCCAUUUUUAGUUCAGAGGAAGCAGCUCUGUGGCAAUCUGCCAGCCCGAGCAGGUGGGAUGAGACGAUAUUUCUAUUAAGGCCAAAGAAUGAUCCUUCAGCUUCCAACCUUUUGAUUCUAUAUAUGUAACCAACAAUUACUCUAGAAAACUGGAUAGAGAGGUCUGGUUCAGUCUUGAUUUGCUCUCAUUUGUAAGCCUUUUGUUGGGCAGACCCUUUGAUAGUACCAGAAACCAGAAGAAAAGCAGCACUUCCUCUGUCUUUUUUGCUUCAAAGUAGGCUCGUUGACUGCAGCAGUCUAUACCUGGCUUCCUUGUAAAAAAGAUCCAUUCCAUCCCUUGGUCAGUUCUAAUCAACAGUAGUGGAAGCCUGUGUGUAACUAGAUCUCUGGAAGUGCUGUCUAAUUAAAUACACCAUUCUUGCUAAUGAUAGGUCAUGCUUAUAUAAUGUUUUAAGAGACACGAAGUGCUUUCUUAACCACAACCCUGUGAAAGUACUUGAUAUAUAUUAUUGUCCCUGUUUCGUAGAUUAAAUGGGCUGAUUUGAAGUGGCUGGCUAAAUAGUCCCAAGGAUGAGAGCCUCAAAUCAAGCACAUCUUUUCUGACUGCAUGUCAGAAGACUUUGCCGUCUGUUUUGUUGAGCUGUUUUUCAAAUGUGUCUGACUCAUUGUGACCCGAUUUGGGGUUAUCUUGGUGAAGAUACUGGAAUUGUUUGCCGUUUCUUCAGCUCAUUUUACAGAUGAGGAAACCGAGGCAAGCUGGGUUAAGUGAC